Messenger RNA from Aspergillus pseudoviridinutans, 522 nucleotides. RefSeq lists its product as uncharacterized. Lineage: Eukaryota; Fungi; Ascomycota; Eurotiomycetes; Eurotiales; Aspergillaceae. The transcript has 3 exons. The record is from RefSeq and is a predicted model, not a curated record. Bases 1 to 522 code for a protein of 173 amino acids.
AUGGAGGAUCCAAUCUUGGCGGCUGCAGACUUGUUCCUAUUGGAACGAUGGCAAGAGGAUUCUCCCCUCUCUCCCGACGCCCAGCGGGAGCAGAUUUUUGCCGAAUUCGUGACCCUCGGGGUCGAUGGGCAGCAGGACCUGCAGGAGGCGCUGCGGGAAGAGAGUAAUAAGGAUAAAGAAGGGGAGGACAAUAUUAAAUGGGAGGAUGAGGACUACCUCAUGUACUACUGGUCUCUGGUAGUUGGACGGAUCCAUAUUGUGGAUAAGACUAUGCUAGCCAGUGAAGGCCGGAAUGCGGCAAGGUCUGUAUUGUCUGGUAUGAUGCGUGUGGCUGGGUGGUGCGUUCAUACUAUGCAGAGGGUGGGCGAGGCAGCGAACAUUACAGCUGUGGACAAUCCCAUCCUGGAUGAACAUCCAUGCUGGCUCCACGGAAAGGUAGGUAAGGAGUUCAAAUGGGGAGCCCCCUUGGGUCCACCAUACGAUCAGGAGAGGCAGACAGGUCGCUCUGAAACAGUUCGUUGA